Molecule: messenger RNA, 429 nt
Organism: Argentina anserina (silverweed cinquefoil)
Lineage: Eukaryota; Viridiplantae; Streptophyta; Magnoliopsida; Rosales; Rosaceae
Product: RING-H2 finger protein ATL11-like
Exons: 1
Coding region: 1-429 (142 amino acids)
Biological process (GO): protein ubiquitination
Molecular function (GO): ubiquitin protein ligase activity
Source: RefSeq, a predicted model, not a curated record
AUGUGGAAGUUCAUAGUUCAAUUUGCCACCCAGUUGAGCUGGUUGUUCGACUACUUGCUUUACUGUUCUUUCGCGAAACCCUACUAUGAGUUUGAACUACCUGCAGAAACUACAGAGACGACUCUUAUUAGCACAGUGGACUACGAAAACCCCAACACUGCUGUAAGUUCUGAAGAAGAAGAAGAAUGCGCUGUGUGUCUAUGCAAAAUUGAGGAAGGAGAAGAGAUGGGAGAACUGAGAUGUGCUCAUCUCUUUCAUAAAGCUUGCUUGGACCGUUGGACAGGUCUUAAACAUGUUACGUGUCCCCUUUGCCGGAGUUUCCUAGCUCCCCCAGUAAGAAAAGAAUCUCAGUUUCAGAUCGAAGUGCUUCAUUUCAGGUUCUGCUCUUUUCAGUCUGAUAGAGAUCGGGACACAUGGUGGUUGCGCUAA